CAACGUUUUACGACAGUUCUCCACCAUUUCCGGUACAAACACAUGCACGCCCGAGCGACGAAAACAUGAGAGGUCAAAAGUUAUGAUCCUAAUCUUUAACAGAAACGGAACGUAACACACAGGCAUGGCCAGUUCCAUGGUGGCAGUGGGACUGGCUCUGGCUGCAGCUGGAUUUGCAGGUCGCUAUGCCAUGCAGGCCAUGAGGCAGUUGGAGCCUCAGAUGAAACAAGCCAUUCAGAGUUUCCCCAAGACGACUUUUGGAGGAGGGUACUAUAGAGGUGGAUUUGAUCCAAAGAUGACAAAGAGAGAAGCUUCUCUGGUUUUAGGUGUCAGUCCCACAGCCAACAAGAUUAAGAUCAGAGAGGCACAUAGAAAACUGAUGAUCCUGAAUCACCCAGAUAGAGGUGGAUCUCCCUACUUAGCAGCGAAGAUAAAUGAAGCAAAGGAUUUCUUGGACGCCCAGACAAAGAAGUGAAGAUGCCAGCAAUGACAGAAAAUGGGAUUCCACACUGCUCUUAUCCAAGCUGUUUGCACUGACUGAUUUGAGCAAUUACCAGAGUUUUCUAACUCAUUGUUCUCAAAUAAAAUCACGCUGUACAAAUUGU
Molecule: messenger RNA, 605 nt
Organism: Anoplopoma fimbria (sablefish)
Lineage: Eukaryota; Metazoa; Chordata; Actinopteri; Perciformes; Anoplopomatidae
Gene: dnajc19
Product: DnaJ (Hsp40) homolog, subfamily C, member 19
Exons: 6
Coding region: 125-475 (116 amino acids)
Biological process (GO): protein import into mitochondrial matrix
Cellular component (GO): PAM complex, Tim23 associated import motor
Molecular function (GO): ATPase activator activity
Source: RefSeq, a predicted model, not a curated record